Messenger RNA from Eruca vesicaria subsp. sativa (arugula), 622 nucleotides. The record is from the annotation of a GenBank genome assembly. NCBI's taxonomy places the organism in Eukaryota, Viridiplantae, Streptophyta, Magnoliopsida, Brassicales, Brassicaceae.
CAGGGGUAGUUACGUAAAUACAACCAUACGACGGAAAGUGGGGGUGGUGGAGAGAAGAUGAUAAAAAGAGUUGGAGACGCGUCUCCAUGAGUCCCAUAUUUCUAUUCAUUACCUCUCUCUCUAUAUUCUCAUUUCGUAAACUCGCCGGAGAAAGGUGAAAAAAUCAAUAAAAAAAAUGGCGCAGAGAACGGAGAAGGAAGUGACCACCACCACCCCGACGCUCUGUUCUAAUAACUGUGGCGUUACAGCGAAUCCAGCGACCAACAACAUGUGUCAGAAAUGUUUCAACGCCUCAAUCUCCACCGUAGAUUCCACCACGAUCUUGAAGAAGAGACCGGCGAGAUCUGUUAAUCUUCGAUCAACAACACCAGCGAAAGUCGUGAUUCGUCCUCCCAGGGUGAUCGACCCGGUUAAGAGAGAUCAACAGACGAUAAACCGAUGUUCCGGUUGUCGGAAGAAAGUCGGUUUAACCGGGUUUAGAUGCCGAUGCGGCGACCUUUUCUGCUCCGAGCAUCGUUACUCUGAUCGUCAUGAUUGUAGCUACGAUUACAAAACCGCUGGUCGUGAGGCGAUCGCUAGAGAGAAUCCUGUCGUCAAGGCGGCGAAGAUGGUCAAAGUUUGA